Messenger RNA from Musa acuminata AAA Group (dessert banana), 2130 nucleotides. RefSeq lists its product as uncharacterized. The transcript has a single exon. The record is from RefSeq and is a predicted model, not a curated record. Bases 1730 to 1981 code for a protein of 83 amino acids. Lineage: Eukaryota; Viridiplantae; Streptophyta; Magnoliopsida; Zingiberales; Musaceae.
UGACAUUUGCAACUCGGCACAGGUUCAGACUCUUGAGUAGUAGACUGAUACGUAUGGCUUCGGCAAGCAAGGCUUCGCUGAUCGUCGCAGCGUGCGUGGCGGCGGUGGAGGCGCUCAAGGAUCAGGCGGGGCUGUGUCGAUGGAACUACGCGCUCAGGUCCCUCCACGGGCGUGCCAAGCGCAGCAUGGCGCCGUUCUCUCGGGCCAAGAGGAUGUCUUCUUCUUCCAAUGAUCAGUGGAGGAGAGGAGGGGAGGAAGCGGUGGAGAGAGCCAGGCGCACCGAGGAGUCGAUGUCCAAGCUCAUCUACCUGGACUCCUGGGGACCCAAAUAAUCUCGCUCUCUUGGCUGGCUACCUUCAUCAUCUACAUCAAUGGUGAAUCAAAAAAAACAUAUUGCUUCAGUGAGGAUUAUUUGGUAAGAGCCCAACAAAGUAAUUUUGAAAACAAAAUUUUGAAAUGCAAUAAAAAGUAAUUUAUUGGUGAAAUCAUAUUUUAGAGUUUGGUUCAUAUCAAAUUCAUUUUAGAGAUUUUUUUUUGUCUAUAAAAUACUCAUUUUAGAGGAAUCUAUAAGCUUAUCCGCUUGGUCACGGAGGAUUGAUCACAAAAUUAUCCUUAAUCAACUUUGGUUUAUAUCUAAUUCGAUCAUAUCUUUUUCGAGAGUCAUAUGUUAUAAGGUCAUUUAUUAUCAUCUAAGUUGUGAAGGAUGGAACAAAGACUCAUAAAUUCGUCGGGUCUUUUUUACUUUCAAAGUAUUUUUUUGGAGUUCGCUUCGAUAUGAUAAAAUCGUACAAAUAUGUGCAUUACCCAAAACAAACAAAUUACUUACGAGCCCAUAGGUUGUUCCAAUAUUCGACUGAUCAAAUGAUCUUUAUUAGAUUGACACUAAAAGAAGGGUCAAAUUUUUUAUUACCCACAUAGGUUCUUUUUAGAGUUCAUGAGUUUUGAAAUGAUAAAAUCGUGUAAGUAUACCCAUCGCCCAAAGUGGAUAAUUCCUCAUGAGCCUACGGGCUGCACCAAUGGUCGAUCGACCAAAUAGUCCCUUAUCAUAUUAUCGCUAGAAGAAGGGCUCAAGGCUUGCAUAACAGCUAUGAGCCCAAACCGUGCGAGUACGCCCAUCGCCCAAAGUAGAUAAUUCAUCAUGAGUUUACAAGCUACAUUAAUGAUCGAUCGACCAAAUGAUUCUUUACCCUCAGAGAUACCUUUUAUAGCUCACAAACUCUAAAAUGAUAAAAUCAUACAUAUAUGUCUAUCGUUCAAAAUUGAUAAUUUCUAACGAGUCUACAGGUCGCAUCAAUGGUCGAUCGAUCAAAUGAUCACUUAUCAAAUUGACGCUAAAAGAAAAUUCCAAAGCAAACUCACCAAUGGUCGAUGAUGACUUAUCAAAUUGACGCUAAAAGAAAAACCCAAAUCGCUAUGUACCUUUGACUAUGAGCUUAAAUCGUACGAGUAUACUCUAUGACAUGAAAUCUCCACAAGUUAUCUUCAAACCGGAUAUCCCCUCUGGUGUGGCAGAAAGAGACGACACAGCCCUUGGUAUCAAGGAAAUGGUGGGUGGGACAGCCCAAAACCAGUGUCAGCUCACCCCCUGUUUCUCUCUCCGCGCCAUGCAUGAUUACUCAGCUCGUCCUUAUCAUCACCGUUAUGUAGUGACCACACUUGCCGUCUCAAACCACUUGUACCGCAAGCUUCUUUGGUAUUCUACCGAUCGGUUGUUUCGUAAGCUCGAGAUAUGGCUUUUGCAAGUAAGGCUUCUUUGGUGGUGGCAGCGAGCAUGAGCGCGGUGGAGGCGCUCAAGGAUCAGGCGGGGUUGUGCCGGUGGAACUACGUCCUCAGGUCUCUACAGCAGCAGGCGAAGAACGACGGCGUGGGGUCCUUGUCUCGGGCCAAGAGGACAACUUCCUCCAUCGACAGGAGGAGGAGAGGAUGGUCAGAGGAGGCACUGAGGACGGUCAUGUACUUGAGCUGCUGGGCUCCCAACUAGAAAUAGAGGCCUUUUUCUCGUCUCUUCCAUCGGUUCUCGUGAUGGUUCAUUUAUCGAAAUUAGUUGUGGUCACAAUGGAUUCAAUCUCGAGUUGUAGAUAUGUUAGUAGAAAAUUAAUCAAAUAAAUAAUACUAUUGGUUUAUUUAGGU